AUGUUUAAGUUCCAAACAAACGGUUUUAGUGGGUAUGCCGUAAGAUAUUCGCCGUUUUAUGAUAACAAGAUAGCUGUGGCCACUUCCGCCAAUUAUGGGCUCGUCGGUAAUGGGCGUUUAUACGUGCUAUCCAUAAUGGAUGACGGCAAUAUAAUAACCGACAUAUCUUAUGACACACAGGAUGGUCUCUUCGGUGUCGCUUGGUCUGAGACUAAUGAAAACCAUGUUUUGACUAGCUCUGGAGAUGGCUGCGUUAGCCUAUUUGACACAACACUAAAGGAUUAUCCAGUAAUGAAAUUUACAGAGCAUCAGCGGGAAGUAUUCUCCGUCGAUUGGAGUAAUAUAGAUAAAAAUCUGUUUUGUUCAGCAUCAUGGGAUGGUUCAGUAAAAGUAUGGAGUCCCGGAUCCAAUAGAAAUACAUCCCUGUUAACGUUAAGAUCAUUAGCAAGUAGGGAAGAAAAAACCGGAAGAAUAGAAAAACCAAUACCAGUGGUUCAACCUUCUCAAGUCCCUAUGUCAAAAACACGUCCUAAUAUAAGGAAUGACAAUAAUGACUGCGUUUACGAUGCUAAGUUCUCCUUUCAUGAUCCCAAUAUCAUAAUGUCAUGUAAUUCAGAUUCUCACUUGCAGCUUUGGGAUACGAGGCUACCUAAUCCCCUUUUCAUGGACUUUGUUGCACACAACGGCCUAGAAGCUCUUUCGUGCGACUUUAAUCGUUAUCGACCUUUUGUAGUUGCUAGUGCCGGUGUUGACAAGCUCGCAAAGGUCUGGGAUACCCGCAUGAUACAACCAAAUGUUCAUUCAAGGCCUCCCAGAGCUCUAAAUAAGUUCAUGGGCCACGAGUUUGCGAUAAGAAAACUAGCCUGGUCUCCUCAUGGCCCUACUCAACUUUUGACAUGUUCGUAUGAUAUGACGGUUCGUGUUUGGAAUGACAGUCCUUCUCCUACUUCUCGUGUUGGCCUGCUGGACGGAGCCAGUCAACCUCAUGCACCACCGUGUUCCAAGAUAUUCUCUGCACAUACAGAAUUCGUAAUGGGUUGUGAUUGGAGUUUAUGGGGUGAACCAGGCUGGGUUGUCACAACAGGCUGGGAUGAAAUGGUAUACGUUUGGAAUACACAGAGACUUCAGUAA
Molecule: messenger RNA, 1131 nt
Organism: Komagataella phaffii GS115
Lineage: Eukaryota; Fungi; Ascomycota; Pichiomycetes; Pichiales; Pichiaceae
Exons: 1
Coding region: 1-1131 (376 amino acids)
Biological process (GO): protein import into peroxisome matrix
Cellular component (GO): cytosol; peroxisomal matrix
Molecular function (GO): protein binding
Source: RefSeq, a predicted model, not a curated record